This is a messenger RNA of Rasamsonia emersonii CBS 393.64, 1359 nucleotides long. RefSeq lists its product as uncharacterized. The coding region runs from base 1 to 1359 and encodes 452 amino acids. NCBI's taxonomy places the organism in Eukaryota, Fungi, Ascomycota, Eurotiomycetes, Eurotiales, Trichocomaceae. The transcript has 3 exons. The record is from RefSeq and is a predicted model, not a curated record.
AUGGCCUGCGGUCGAGUCAUGAGCCAGGGGCUCUGCCAUCUACCCCUGUUAAGAGCCAAAGCACUUUCAAAUCCAUCAGGAAACCAAUUUCUCAGGCCCCUCCCUUUGGCACAAAGACCAAUCUCAUGUCUAAACCCUCAGACGGAACUGAUAAAGUCUGAUAAGGCUGCUCUCCUCGAUCAUGACCAGUGCAAACAAGCAAGGCCCAAGACCAAAGAACUUUUGCAGGUAUGCACAAUGGAUCCUCAGCAGGAUGCCAUCGAUCACAUCCUUGAAGGGGUUGAAUCGAUUCAGAACCUAAAGAGGGAUACUGUGGAGGCGCUGCGGAACGCAAUUGUUGGAAGGAUAUUAAGGGAAUAUUUCAGACUGAAUACAACUCCUGAGGUUAAACCCGAGGAAUUUACAAUCUGGAGCAAUGAGAAUGACCUGGGCGGCAUUGAAUAUGAUGCCCACCUUGAAAGCAUCAUUAUUGAGGCGCGACAAGGCCCUGUGCAUGGAAAGACAGUUAAUGUCAUAAGUGACUGGUUUAAAGAGGUAGUGGGAAAGGUUCAAGAGGAAGAUAAUAUGAAUCUGUCAAUCUAUCAGGACAAAACCUUCUGUCUUACCAGCGGAAAAUACCGAGGCCGUUUUAAGGCGCCUGACAGUUCUAUCGUGGAGAAGGGGUCCUUUCGUCCUUUGAUAGCUCUUGAAGUUGCUUUCUCAUCGACCAGGAAAGAUUUGCUUGAAGAUGCAAAGGCCUGGUUGUAUGGAACCAACAACAUCACCGAGCUAGUGAUUGCAAUCGAUAUCAAGGAGCAAAGUGGUAAAAACGAUAGCAAAGAAGACUCGUAUUGGGGCUUAUCAGACGCAGAGAUUCUUCAACGUUUCAAGACUGACGAUGCCCUCACUGCCCAUAUCAUCAGGUGGGAUCAGGACCAUGGAAACUGUUCACUUGUGGGAACCUUUACUGCUGAGAUGUGGUUCUGUACGAGAGAAACAUGCCAUCCAGACUCAACACAACUCCCCCCUUCUUUAUGGACUUAUGAAUUCUCCCUCAACAAACCUCUUCCAGAGGGCAAGUUUAUCAAAACCUUCUAUGGUGCUGGGUCCCUUGGCAAAACUUUUCGUCAGAAAUUUUGUGAACUUGAAGACAAGCUGCCUCUAGAAGCACUGGAGCGUCAAUUGAGGGAUUCUCUUGAAUAUUAUCGAGAAGACAGAGCCUCAGUUCAGGCGUGGAACAAACGUAAGGCUCUAGAGGAGGCGGAGGAGAGAAAAAAGCAAAGAGAAGAUCGGAAGAGAAAACAACAGGACCAUCAAGAACUUCCUCAAACAGCGCGGGCUCAACAAGCGGGAAAACGGCAGAAGAGAUAUGAAGAAUGA